This is a messenger RNA of Paramacrobiotus metropolitanus, 1829 nucleotides long. RefSeq names its product transmembrane protein 184C-like. Gene Ontology annotation, molecular function: transporter activity. Bases 243 to 1532 code for a protein of 429 amino acids. The transcript is spliced from 7 exons. Lineage: Eukaryota; Metazoa; Tardigrada; Eutardigrada; Parachela; Macrobiotidae. Gene Ontology annotation, biological process: transport. The record is from RefSeq and is a predicted model, not a curated record.
UACAGUAGUACCCUACAUUUCAAAUUAAAACGUACCAUGCCAUUUCGCUCGUGUUGUAAAGUUGUAAUCUUAUUUUAAAUUUUGUCAAAGAGCAGGCAACUAAUAAACAAAAGCAGGCAACAGGGAGCAUUUUGCAGUAGUACUUUAACAGCCAACAAAACUAAAAGCUGAAUAACAGCUUUCAAGAAAUCCAGUUAGCGAAAUCCAUUUCAAUCUGAACCAGAUGGAAUAUUUCCACCCGAAUGAGCCGCUUAGCGAUCUGGACGAUUGGGAAAAACUGGCGCUCAUGGAUCGAGCCCUUUGUAUUUUUCGUAUACAUAGUGCUUCUAAUCAUAGCCAUCCCGAUUUGUGCGCUGAUAUUUGCUAAGGAGAAGACCAACCUUCGAACGAGAACAUGGUUCGUUGGCGGGAUAUUUGUUCUGAUGUCGCUGCCGGUGUCGCUGCACACCAUCUUGCAACACCUGAUCCACUACACAAAGCCCAACUUCCAGCUGCAUAUCGUGAGAAUUUUGUGGAUGCCACCCAUCUACUCUCUUACUGCCUGGCUGUCUUUGCGCUUCCCGGAAUCGGCCAUCUAUUUUGAAACUUUUCGACAAUGUUAUGAAGCUUAUGUUGUGUAUAAUUUCAUGCGUUUUCUGUUGAACUAUCUGGAAGAAAAGAUUGUCGUCAUCAACAUCUUGGAAUCGAAACCUCCUCAAAAGCAUCUUAUUCCGUUUCGUUUAGUUCUGAAACCUUGGCAAAUGGGAGCUGAGUAUCUUCUGAACUGCAAACUUGGAACGUUGCAGUACACAGUAAUCAUGCCAGUGAUUACCGCCAUAUCUUUCUUGUGCGAGUCACUGGAUGUUUAUCACGAGGGAAUUUUUAGCGGCUCCAGCGCUUGGACAUAUUUGAUUGUAUUCGCCAACAUCUCACAAAUCUGGGCAAUGUAUUGUUUGAUUAUGUUCUACCUCGUAUUUCGUGAGGAACUGAAGCCCAUGUACCCGCUGGCUAAGUUCCUGUGCGUCAAAUUCGUUGUUUUUGCCUCUUUCUGGCAGCAAAUAUUUAUUGCCAUUUUAACAAACGCCGGGGUUACCCAGUGGCAAACCGCGAUUCCCGAAAACGACAUUCGUUCCAUAUCGACGGGAUUACAGGACAUUAUCAUAUGCGCUGAAAUGAUUGUCGCAUCGGUUGCGCAUUAUUUUGCAUUUUCAUACAAGCCUUACGUGAAUUUGGAUGUACCCCAGACUCCCUGUUGCCCAUCUUUCUGGGCGAUGUUCGGCAUCCAAGACGUUAAAACUGACGUUAUGGAGCAAGCGAGGAGUGUUGGUUCUCAAAUAAAAGCAAUCCGGCCAAGAGCAGUGUCAUUCCUAACUCAUGAACGGGAAAGAGCUCGAUUAAUGAGCCGGCGCACUGCAGGGAAACCCAUGCAACAAGAGCCCAUCAAAGGUUCGUUGGCGUCGGAUCAGGCUGCCCGUCCCCGCUCUGCCCCUGGUUCUCCGAUAACCUCAAAGGCAGCACAUGGGUCCACUGUUUGGAGUGCCACGCAAAAAUAAAAUCUUAUGAAGAAGACUGCUGCUUAAAGCAACGUGAUUUUGAUGGCUGUUGAAAGCGAUAUUGGCGAUGCCGCGGCUCGGGAACCACAGGGUUUACGCUGUGGCCCGGUUUACAUUACAUUCAGAUACUAUUGCCUUACAGCAUGAUACGGAUACAGGGAUACUGAUUUGUUUUACUUAUUUCAAUCCGUACGUAUGCAACACAAUCUUCGUGCGAAUCGAGCAGAUGCAUCACAUUAUAGUGACCUUUUCAAAAUUCCUUGUGCAGCCAAAGAGUAAUUAAUAAAGCACAGCUAG